This is a messenger RNA of Megalobrama amblycephala (Wuchang bream), 3059 nucleotides long. Its product is annotated as olfactory receptor 6N1-like. Bases 161 to 1111 code for a protein of 316 amino acids. Gene Ontology annotation, molecular function: G protein-coupled receptor activity; olfactory receptor activity. The transcript has 2 exons. Gene Ontology annotation, biological process: G protein-coupled receptor signaling pathway. Lineage: Eukaryota; Metazoa; Chordata; Actinopteri; Cypriniformes; Xenocyprididae. The record is from RefSeq and is a predicted model, not a curated record. Gene Ontology annotation, cellular component: membrane.
GGAAGAUGCCAGAGUGACAACACUGACCUUUACUGACUCUCAACUGUUAGAGACUUAACUAAACUACAGAAUUUAAUUGUUAUGAAUGAUGGUUAAAUAUAGCACUGAUUACAUUUCACUUCAUAUUUUAUCGUAAGGUCAGGAUCUGCAAAUCACCACAAUGAACACCAGUGGGCCUGUGGAAUAUUUCAUCCUCGAUGGACUGAAGGACAGAUAUGUGCUUCCCAUUUUCUUCACUGUCUAUGUUUCUAUUCUGAGUGGAAACAGCAUGAUCAUUUAUCUUGUUAGAACUGACCCCAAGCUCAACACUCCUAUGUAUUUUUUCCUUCAUAAUUUAUCCUUUUCUGAUAUUGUGUACACAUCAGUGACCAUUCCCAAAAUGCUGUCAGUGUUGCUGACUGAUGUCAAGACCAUUUCCAAAACAGGAUGCUUUGUACAGAUGUACUUUUUUCUCUCAACUGGAGUGACAGGGCGUGCUUUGCUAACCGUGAUGGCGUUUGAUCGGUACGUAGCAAUUUGUAACCCCCUUCGGUACACGACUAUCAUGACUAGGCGGCUCUGUAUUCUAUUGAUAUUUGCUUCUUGGGGUUUUGGGGCUGUUCUAGUGAUGCCUGUAGCUAUUUGGGCGACUCAGCUGCCUUACUGUGGGCCUAAUAUCGUUAGGCACAUGUUCUGUGAUCACUCUUCAGUAGUGAGUCUUGCCUGUGUUGACACCACCAGGAAUGGUAUUGUGUCCCUAACAAAUGCCCUCAUUGCACUUCUCAGUACAUUCCUUUUCAUCUUAAUUUCAUAUGUCUGUAUUGGCAAAGCUAUGAGAAAAAUGAGCAAGGCACAGCAGCUCAAAGUUGCGGCCACUUGUGUGUCCCACCUGAUAGUGGUGUGUAUCUCAUAUGUUUCAGCCACCUUUGUGUAUAUCUCAUAUCGAGUUGCUAGAUUUGACCCAGAUGUUCGCAUAGUCAUUGCUGUGCUGUACUCUGUGCUCACACCCCUGCUGAACCCCAUCAUUUACAGCUUGAGGAAUAAAGAACUGCAAGAUGCAAUGAAGAGAGCGUUUUGUAGAUGCACUGUUACUUUUAAAACCUCCAGGAAAACAGUUCCUUCUGUUGCUUAGAAUCUGCAUAAAUCUGUUUAUUGUGAAAACAAUUCAAUUUCAUCCAUUAGAAAGUAUGGAUAUGUGUGGAACAAACAAGACUGAAGCAAAUGAUACAUAUAUAAGCCUGGUUAUUGUGUAGUUGAAACAUUCAGUUGAUUAUUACAGUUAUAGAAAUCUGAAAAUUUCUUUCACUCCAUUGUAUUUUCAGUAAUGCAAGAAAUCAACAAAUCUACUAUUAUAAUUUUGAUAUUAUAAUUUUGUUUGAUUGCUUGUUUUUCCAUGUAAGAUACUAUAUUUUUAUCCAUUACUUGAAUCAUAAAAAUUGUCAAAGUGAUUUCAGAUUAUAAUUUCUAAUAUGUUUUAGGAUUGUUAAAACUGUAUACGUAAUGUUCAUAUCAUGAGGAAAUAUUACAUUUAAAAAUAUACCAUUUAAAAAAUCGCAAUUCCAUUUUUAUUUUAAAUGAUCUCUGAAUACCACUGAGGUGGUUUUAAGGCCAAUUCACAUUGCACAGUCAAACGCCAACAAACACAAUCAACCAAGUUGGCAGUUGGAUUUAGAAAUUUUAUGAAAAAAUUUGUUGGCCCCAACAGACCCCAACAAACACUGAUUGCACAUGUUCAGUCAGGUGAAAACAAACUCCAACCAACUCCAACAGAUGCCAACAGGGGUAACACACUGAUCAGACAAAACCUAACAAACGUCUGCUUUAGGCUGGUGGGGCUUUUAUUUUGUUACAUUAAAAAUGUUUUUUUGGGGGGCUAGGGCCCUGGAGCUCUGUGGAAGGCUGUUUUCACACCCUUGCUAUUGCUUCCUCUCUAUUGAGAGUUUGUUAGAAGCUCUUAGCAGGUGUUUUUCUUUAGAAUGGUUUGAUAGUAUGGCAAGCUAUUUUAUCAUCUAGCUGCCCUUUACUUCUGAAACCUCCUAACUAUGUUGAGUUUCAGUUUAUUCCUUUUUAGUGUAGGACGUCUGGCCUCCGUUUCAGGUCCCUUCCCUUAGGUUGCAUUAAUGCGGUUCUGUCUGAACCUCUGCUCCCUUGAGCUCCAGGUCUUAACAUGACCUAUUUGGGUAGUGUUUUUUGUGUUAUUUGCUCAGUCGAGCUUUGUGUUUGUCCUAGCGUCUGCCUUUUUCUUAGGCCGCCUUGACAUUCCUGAGUGUGUUGGCCCUCUCUGUUAUUAUAUUUGGAGGGCCUCCGCUCCCUGAGCUCCAGGCUGUUUCUCCUUGUUGUUUUGGCCUUUUUUUGGCCACCUUGGGGGUUUUUAUUUUUGCCAGCCUCCUCUCUUAUGAGAGUCGUUAGGUUCAAACUGCUACCCUGCUGAGUGCCAGCUUUUUCUUUAAAAUGUUUUUUUCUGGUAGGCGCCCAGGUUUUGUUUUUUUAACUUUAUGGGUUUUAGCCUCCACUGAGCCUCAGUGAGGCCAUGUUCAGAGGGUCGGUUCUGUCCUGACCUAGGCAGACAUUGUCAACCUGUUCUGACUAUUUCAGCAGUAGGUGUUGGCUGCUUCAUUUUCAGCCUCCCUUGCUAGUCGCUGAGCUCAUGUUUGCCUCCCCUCUCGUCAGGGUUGCUUUUGGUCAGGGGCCCACCUUCUGCAUUAGGCUAAGAAUGCGAGUAGCAGGUCCUGCGGGCUCUUCUCCUUUAUUCCUUUACUAUGAACUUCUUUACUUGCAAGAUUGAUAAUAUUAGUGAGAAAAUUAUAACCAUGAAACUGUCUACUACAAUAUUGCAUCAGUUAGUGCAUUGUAAAAAUUCCAUUCUUUUGUUGCUACAGGAGAGAAAGAAUCGUCUAAACUCGUUAAAUCUUCUAAAUCAACAACAUGUAUGUUAGUCCCUAUACUGACUAAGCUACAGAAAAAGAUGUUUCCACAGGUCAUAGAUCCUCUUCUUAAUAUUAUUAAUUCACCUUUGUCACUAGGAUACGUACCAAAAACGUUUAAGCUGGCUAUUAUUAAAACACUCAUUAAAAAAAAAA